Messenger RNA from Vitis riparia (riverbank grape), 1585 nucleotides. Its product is annotated as transcription factor bHLH121-like. The coding region runs from base 130 to 1113 and encodes 327 amino acids. NCBI's taxonomy places the organism in Eukaryota, Viridiplantae, Streptophyta, Magnoliopsida, Vitales, Vitaceae. Gene Ontology annotation, molecular function: DNA-binding transcription factor activity; protein dimerization activity. The record is from RefSeq and is a predicted model, not a curated record. Gene Ontology annotation, biological process: intracellular iron ion homeostasis. The transcript has 5 exons.
AGAAACCACGUGGAGGGCACAACAAUUGAUCCAGAUUGGCGCUGCCUCUCGUGGAGAGCACGAGGUGUUGAAUGGCAGCGAUGAAAGCCACAGGAAACUCAGAAACCCUAGAAUUGAUGUGAGAGAGUUAUGAUGGAUCAGUGGAAGGCUGAUGAUUUCACGCAAUCAGUUGCACCAGAGUUAGCCCCUCCCAAUCCUCUUUCGUUGCCCUCCUCCAAUAAUCGGUUGCCGGAAGCCAGACAAAGAACUGAAGUGGAAGUAAAGGAUUCAAUUGCAGCAAGAAAAGUUCAGAAGGCAGACCGUGAAAAGUUAAGGAGGGACAGACUGAAUGAGCAUUUUCUUGAGUUGGGAAACACAUUAGACCCAGAUAGGCCCAAGAAUGACAAGGCAACCAUCCUUGCAGAUACAAUUCAAAUGCUGAAGGAUUUGACUGCUGAAGUCAACAGACUAAAAGUUGAGUGUGCUGCACUUUCUGAAGAAUCUCGUGAGCUAGUGCAGGAGAAGAAUGAACUAAGAGAAGAAAAGGUAGCUCUAAAGUCUGAUAUUGACAAUCUUAAUGUUCAAUAUCAGCAAAGGCUCAGGGUUAUGUUUCCAUGGGCUCCAAUGGAUCCUUCUGUUGUCAUGGGUCCUUCACCCUAUUCUUAUCCAGUUCCUGUGCCUGUUCCUUCUGGUCCAAUUCCCAUGCAUCCAUCUCUACAGCCAUUUCCUUUCUUUGGAAAUCAGAAUCCUAGUGGAAUCCCCAAUCCAUGUUCAACUUUUAUUCCAUAUCAAACUCCUGCUAAUCCUCCUACUGAAGUUCCAUCUGCCCAAUAUGCAUCUGCUUCUCAUGUGUCAAGCAAACCAGAUUCCAAAAGCAAGUCAUCAGAUCGUGAAAGGAGCAGCAACACUGAAAAAUGUGAUGAAUCUAAUGAUGUGGCAACAGACCUUGAACUAAAGACACCUGGAUCAUCAUCACAACAGGAUUUGCUGACAGGGGAAAAGAAGGGCAAACAAUCACAAAGGAAGGAAAGAAGUGCUACAGAUGGAAGCUGUUCAAGCAAGUAUUCUUCUUCUCAAGGUCUCCAGGACAGCUCCUCCAACAGUGUGGGUGACCUCCCAAAAUCUGAUAAGUAAUUUCUGGUUGAAUGUGCCAUGGACCAUCUCCAACUGCUAACCUCUCAAGGUAGCAUUUGAUUUGUUGUGACAAACUGGUACUAGCACUCUGGAUUUGGGUACAACUGCCCUAAAUUCCAAUGUCCCUCCUAAUGGGGUCUCUACUAUAGAAGAGAGGAGAUUGUUGUGCUACUAAGGGAUAAAAGGGAAAUACGUUGCUACUUGGUUUAUCUUGGCAUCAAGGAGGACUAGGGCAGAUGGUGUUCCCCGUUUUGAUUGGAACUGAAUAGAAACAAAAUAUCUUCAGUCUGCCUUCACCCCCCUAUAAGGUUGAGAGACUGCUAGUUGAAAAUUACAAUAGUUGGUCAGGUUGGAUUCAUCCAUUUGUAAAUUAUGUAUGUCGAAGGUGCCCAGCUCUCUAACACGUAAAACUUAUCAGUUGUAAAUUUCUUGGUUCAGUUGACAAUGCCCACGGUCGUUUACCUCUCAUGAA